Molecule: messenger RNA, 4392 nt
Organism: Microtus ochrogaster (prairie vole)
Lineage: Eukaryota; Metazoa; Chordata; Mammalia; Rodentia; Cricetidae
Gene: Slc35e1
Product: solute carrier family 35 member E1
Exons: 8
Coding region: 1-1356 (451 amino acids)
Source: RefSeq, a predicted model, not a curated record
AUGACUGUGCUGAAGUCUUGUCCUGCUUCGGGGCUCUCGCCAGCAGCUUCAGCCCGGCCGGAGGGCUCUGCAGACAAGUGUCGCAGGAAGCGCCCCGCCCUGGGUUGUCAGGGGAGGGUGACACCUACCGCACAGAUUCCGAGGAUCGGCGUCCUCCGGAUGCUCGGCUUCAGCAUCCCGCUUUCCCAGCCACAAGUGGGCGGGCCCGCGUCGCCCCGCCAGCCACGGGAGCGCGUCUUAGCGCUUCGCGCACGCGCGGCGCCCACGGCGCGCCUUCCGGAAACCUUCCAAGUCGGGUGGGGCCCUCGCCGGAGACGUGGUUGCGGGCGCGUCGGCGGGCGGGCGGUGAUGACGCGACGGAGGCAGCCAAUGGCGAGCGGCGAUGACGCGCAGGCCCGGAGGCCAAUGCCGCACCCGACGUCCGGCCCGCUACUGCCGCCGCGCUUCUACCCGCGCUACGUGCUGCCGCUCGCCUUCGGCAAGUACUUCGCGUCGGUGUCGGCGCACGUUAGCAUCUGGAAGGUGCCGGUGUCCUACGCGCACACCGUCAAGGCCACCAUGCCCAUCUGGGUGGUCCUCCUGUCUCGGAUCAUCAUGAAGGAAAAACAGAGCACCAAGGUGUACCUGUCACUGGUCCCUAUCAUCAGUGGAGUCCUGCUGGCCACUGUUACAGAGCUGUCUUUCGACGUGUGGGGGCUGGUCAGUGCCCUGGCAGCCACGCUCUGCUUCUCCCUUCAGAACAUCUUCUCCAAAAAGGUGUUGAGGGACUCCAGGAUCCACCACCUGCGACUGCUCAACAUCCUGGGCUGCCACGCCGUGUUCUUCAUGAUCCCCACAUGGGUUCUCGUGGACCUCUCCACUUUCCUGGUCAGCAGCGACCUGGCCUAUGUGUCUCAGUGGCCCUGGACACUGCUGCUCUUGGCAGUCAGUGGAUUCUGCAACUUUGCACAGAAUGUCAUCGCCUUUAGUAUCCUCAACCUCAUCAGCCCACUCAGCUACUCAGUGGCCAACGUCACCAAGAGGAUCAUGGUCAUCACUGUGUCCCUCAUCAUGCUACGCAAUCCAGUGACCAGCACCAAUGUGCUAGGCAUGAUGACUGCCAUCCUGGGGGUCUUUCUGUACAACAAGACCAAGUAUGACGCGAACCAGCAGGCUCGGCGCCACCUCCUCCCUGUCUCUACGUCAGACCUGAGCAGCAGAGAGCAUCUGCGGAGCCCAAUAGAGAAGCCCCACAAUGGUGCACUGUUUCCUCAGCAGGGUGACUUCCAGUAUCGCAACAUUCUCCUCACAGACCAUUUUCAGUACGGCCGCCAGAGCCACCCAAACUCCUAUACCCUCAGCCGCCAUGACGUGUAGGUGUCAUCAGGCCAAGCUUCCUGCACCACCUAUGUAAGCCCAGCAGCCUGGCUGAGCACGUAGCAGGCCAGCAGGGGAGCCCUAGAGCCUGAUGGGCUGUGGGACAUGAGCACAACAUGGAUGGCCACAGGCUCUGAUCCUGGUUCACUCUUCUGCUCAGAAGCCAUGCUCUGCUUUGGUGCACGGAGGUGCCCCCAGUACAUGGCAGAGGUCUGAUCUGAACUUCUGGUGACAACAGGGACCCACUCUGCAGAACUGGCAUUGCUGUGCCUGCAGUCCUGGAAGCUAGCAGGAGGUGGCAUCUGGGGCUUCAAGGAGAGGACAGCGGGGCUGUAGUCCAGAGGUAUGGAGAGCUGACACAGGUGCCAUUAUGUGUCCUCAGCAGCAGUGCUCCAGGAUGCUCCACAGCAGUAAGCCACUUGCACUUUAGUGCUGCUGACGUGGGUGCCUACAGUGACCAUCGGUUCAUCAGUGAUUGGUGUGGCCUUCCUCUGCCUGUGAAUGUCAGAGCAGGACACAGCCCUCCACUCCCGGUCUGAGUGGCCCUUGGACUCCAAAAAGGGUGGCCAGUGUUAACCUUGGUUGCACCCACACCCUUCUGAUGUUACAGAAGGCAGGAUGAUGGUGAUGGCAAUUUCCCCAGAACCUCAAGUUUCCCUGGAGAAGCUUUGUAGCCUAGGUCCCGGCAGGCACUGCACCAGGCUCGCCAGUGGGUGGAAACCAUCUUGAUUCAUUUCAAAAUGUGGGAUGUUUGUUACUGGAGCAGUCCCUUGGAGCUCAGUGGUAGCAAGGUAAUGCUGAAACAUCUUGAAGCUGCAGCCAGAGUAGCAGAAGAUGAAAUCUACACUCCAAAUAUAGUGUCGCUUGUCAGUGAGGAAAUGUCCAGCGGAUGGGACAGCCGGCCGGUCAUAAGUUUUUAGUUAAGAGUCACUUGAGGCUGGAAUGGCGAAGUGCCUACUCCGCAUGCAUGUGUUGGUGGCUUCGUUCUCGAGCAUCACAGAAAGCAACAUAGUUGUGCGGGCCUACCUUUCCAGCGCUUGGAAGCAAGGUCAGGGUCCUCACCUACAUAGUGAGUUCCAGAUCAGCCUGGACCACAUGAGAGCCUAUCUCAAGAAAAAGAUCGGUUUUAGGGACCUGGCCUGCUGGAAUACAUCCAGGGGUUGAGCCAGGAGGAUGGACAUGAGUUUGAAGCCAAUCUGGGCUACAUAAUGAGACUGUCUCAAAAACAAAAUGUUUGGGACUCAUCCUGGUGACCUACUCCUGUGGUCCUAGCUGCUCAGGAAGCCAGGGCAGGAGGGUUUCCCAAGCCUGUGAAUUCAAGGCCAGUGUGGCAAUGCAAGGAGAACCUUUUGGUUCACAGAAAUAUGGGUUCUGGUUGGGGCACAGCAGGCCAAUGGUGGUACCCAAGGAUUGUGACAUGUUUUCUUUGGCAAUCAAGGCACUAAUUUUGGGUUUUUUUGUUUGUUUUUGUUGUUAUUGUUUUUGAGACAGGGUUUCAUAAUAUAGAUCAUACUGACCUCGAACUCAGAGAUCUCUGUCCCUGCCUCUUGAGUGCUGGAAUUAAAAGCAUGUGCCACGACGCUCACCUGGAGACAUCCCCACUAAGGCUCCCGGACUGAUCUUCAACUCUUAGCUUUCUUCUUAGAGUCCUUCAUGCCUCUGUCUCCAUCUCUAAGACUUAGCUGACAAGUGUGUCAUGGCGCCCCAGUCCUUAACUCCUGGUUUGUUGGGUACUUGUGCUUUUGAUUAAUUAGAGGGUUUUUUUUUUUUUUUUUUUUUUUUUUUGGUUUUGUUUUUUUUUUUUUUGAGACAGGGUUUCUUUGUAGCUUUGGAGCCUGUCCUUGAACUCACAGAGAUCCGCCUGUCUCUGCCUCCAGAGUGCUGGGAUUAAAGAAGCUCUCCACCACCGCCCCGUCCAGAUUAAUUGGGGUUUUAUGUCUGAGGUUAGUUCAUUCACAAUGCCAGCCUCAGGGCAGUCCCAUCUGCCUUGCUUGCUGGAUUGCAGAUGUUCAGAGUCCAUCACCACAGUGGGAAGGGCACCUUGAUAAGGUGGUCUGGUGGGUUUUCUCCCUGGGGAAGACACUGAGACCUGGCACUACAAAAGUCUCUGACGCUGUGUUGAACUCAGAAUGAAUUAAGUCUUUUUGGAUUUCCAUGAUGUUUCUGUAAUAUGUGUAUUAAUGCAUUUUCCUUUUCCAGUGUGAGGUUUGCCAAGGAGGGAAAGGCCAUCUCACUUUUCUUACAGUUUAUAAAUUAAUAAAUGGGAUAUUUAAUUCUGUUCAUAGGCUCUCAGUGAGUAAGAACACUAGAAUGGAUGCGAUAAUCAGGUAGACCAGGUGGCUGCGGCUCAGUGGAUCCAUCCUCAGCAUCACAUAAACUGAUGGUGGUUCAUACCUGUUACCCCACACUCAGGAGGCGGAGGCAGUUAAGAGCAGGAGUCCAUGGUCGUCUCUGGUAACCUUGGCCCAUUCGGUGUCACAUUAGCCCCCAGUCUUACUCGCCCAUCAUGCUCACCUCUCUUCUGGGAUUCAUGUUAGAGAAAUUUUGUUGCUCUUUCCAUAUACCCUUUAAAUGGCCAAAACACUUAUCCUGGCCCACCCGACUCCUUCAUUUUGCAGAAGGGAAAACGGGCUUAGAAUGGUUUCGAAUGUCUGUUCACUAUAGAAUACUCAAGUGGAGCUUCUUGUAGUUGUUUAUUUCUGUGAGAUGGUGGCUGCCUGUGUGGCUCAGGCUGACCACAGGAUAGAGGGCAGUCCUCGGUCCUCAGUCUCGGUGCUAAGUUGACGCAGGACUGCCACACCCUGCACCUUAUUUUACACCGUUUAUUCUAGGGAAGGGGAUGAGCUGAAUCUAUUGAGGCAGGGAAGUACUUGAGGCUCAAUUUCCCUGUGUGUUGGAAGGACUCCGGGCUCCCAAACCUCUGGGUCUGAAAUGCAAAACUGUCAUGUUCUUGUUUUCCGUUGUCGUCAUCCUGAGGCUCCAGUGUCAUAGACUGUUCUGUGGAUUGCUAUUCACCAAAAAUAAACGAUGGUCUCC